AUGGCAGCCGACACCCACCACAACAAUGCAUACAACUACGAUGACCACUAUAGCGCCCCAAUGGGCACUAACCACACAAUAACAGGCAGCAACUCACCAACAGCCAUCCACGCGGCAGGCAUGGACUAUCACCUAGGGCCCGAGCACCAUCCCAUCAGCUAUACAACCAAUGCCUGCAGGUCACCUAUCUUCCCCAAUGGCCGCCAUGUCGUACGUCCUGCUAGUCGCACUACAACUAGCGUUCAACCCAUACUUAUACUACUACCAAGGCAUGUAUCCCCCAACACAGCCACAAAACAACAACAGUCAAGGCAUAUUGGUGUUGGGGACGCACUUGCACAUCAUGGGACCAAUGGAAUCAAGCUCACAGUCAUAUUAAUUAGUGCAUGCAUACCCCACACAUGUAGUGUAUGUGCCACAAACGCCAGAAAACUACCAUGGGUACCAUUCCAAAUAUAG
Messenger RNA from Lactuca saligna, 459 nucleotides. NCBI's taxonomy places the organism in Eukaryota, Viridiplantae, Streptophyta, Magnoliopsida, Asterales, Asteraceae. The record is from the annotation of a GenBank genome assembly.